AUGGCAGACAACCAAAUCGCCGUCAGCGCGAACGGCCCUGACGAUAACAACGACCACCUUGUACAGUCCUCGGACCCGGAACAUCCUGCAAACCUCAUCCCAGAGCUGUGCCGGAAAUUCUACACUUGGGGAUGGGUCACUGGCACAGGCGGCGGGACGUCGAUUCGUCACGGAGACCACAUCUUCCUUGCGCCCUCUGGAGUCCAGAAGGAGCUGAUUAAGCCUCAAAACAUCUUCGUGAUGGAAUUCCCAACGCCCAAAUACCCGCCCUCCGCGCGCAAAUAUAUUCGCAAGCCACAGAAUCUCAAGCCAUCAGACUGCGCCCCGCUGUUCCUGACUGCGUUUGAGCGCGGAGCCAUGUGCUGCAUCCAUACACACUCGCAGUGGGCCGUUCUCGUGACACUGCUAGUAGAGCGAGAAUUCGGCAAGGAGGGCUAUUUUGAAAUCAGCAACAUCGAGCAAAUCAAGGGCAUCCCUAAAGGCAAAGGCAAAGGGAUGCACAACUAUCACGACACGCUGCGCAUUCCCAUUAUUGAAAACACGCCUUUCGAGGAAGACCUUACGGAGGGGCUCGAGAAAGCCAUUGACGCCAACCCAGACACCUACGCGGUGUUGGUUCGCCGGCACGGAAUCUAUGUCUGGGGCGAUACUCCUGCCAAGGCGAAGACACAGUGCGAAAGUCUGGACUACCUCUUCCAACUCGCGGUGGAGAUGCACAAAGUCGGAUUGCCUUGGGAUAUCAACAAGAGCUCGAAAUAG
Talaromyces atroroseus is the source of this 759-nucleotide messenger RNA. Its product is annotated as Methylthioribulose-1-phosphate dehydratase. Gene Ontology annotation, cellular component: cytoplasm. NCBI's taxonomy places the organism in Eukaryota, Fungi, Ascomycota, Eurotiomycetes, Eurotiales, Trichocomaceae. The transcript is spliced from 3 exons. Gene Ontology annotation, molecular function: metal ion binding; methylthioribulose 1-phosphate dehydratase activity. The record is from RefSeq and is a predicted model, not a curated record. Bases 1 to 759 code for a protein of 252 amino acids.